Coregonus sp. 'balchen' is the source of this 1218-nucleotide messenger RNA. Lineage: Eukaryota; Metazoa; Chordata; Actinopteri; Salmoniformes; Salmonidae. The record is from the annotation of a GenBank genome assembly.
GACUGGUGGUGAUGAUCAAGGAGCACAUCACCAAGCCCACGGCCAUGGCCCAGGGGCGCGUUGCACACCUCAUAGAGUGGAAGGGCUGGGGGGGCGGGGGUGAAGGAGGGGGUGACCUGCAGGAAGAUGAGCAGCUCUAUUCUCACCUGACCGACGAGAUCAAGGAGGCCCGCUUCGCCGCAGGUGAGCAGAGAGGAAACAAAGCCUUGGGUAUGUCCCAAAUGGCACCAUGCUCCCUAUAUAUUGCACUACCCUGGUCAAAUGAAGUGCACUAUAUAGGGAACACAACCCUUACACAACCCUUACAUUUCACGCUUCUGCCUCUAACCUUAGGAAACUAUUUUCCACCUUCUCCUCCCUCCUUAAUCCUCCUCUUUAUCCCCUCUCUCUCCAGAGCAGAACAAAUAAUCCUCAGCCUACAGCCUACCCGACCACUUGGAGGCGUCCGCAUGGUCCUAAAGCACACCGAUGCCUCAUUUUGUAUCACAUUCCAAUGAUAAAACUGGGGGGGACAAAAAUGCAAUUUCAGAAUGUGGGGGGGACAUGUUCCCCCCGUCCCCAGUGAAAGCUGUGCCCCUGCACUGAUGAGUGAUGGAGUAGGGAAGCCAGCGGGAGGUCUUCUAACCCCUAUGUCCCUUGGUUUCUCAGGAGUAGCGGAGCAAUUUGCCUUGGCUGAAGCGGCCAUGAAUGUCUGGUCGAUGCACGAAGGCCCAGAACAGCCAUCCUCCAGCUUAGACCCUCUGCAAGGUACUGACCAUUCACUGACCAGUGCCACAUCAAAAUAAUCCUUGUCAAAUGUAGAGGCUUCUUGUAUUUAGUUGAAUACCAUUUCCAACCCAUCUUUCCACUUCUUUGUUUCACUAACUGUUUUAGCUCAUGUUGAGAUGUUCUCUCAUGUAAUAACCCCUGAAUGACAAUUUAUGUUUUGUCAACUUCCUGUCCCCAGACAGCCACUUUGUGUCUCACUUUCUGUUAGACGUUGGCAGCGUUGGGCUCCCUCAGCAUCUGUACAGUAUCCACACAAAGGCCAACAACAACUACGAUGCCGGCUCCCUGGGGCCUCCACACCCAGCCUUUUCUGUUUCCCCCAUAUCUCCCCCCUCUCAGCAAGACAGUGAGCGGCGCCCCCCAGAGGAUGGGAGGUCUGGAGCUGCAGAGGCCACCACCGUUCGACACGUAGACAGCAGCUCCCUAUAUGAGGAUGAGGUUUUUUACAAC